AUGACCUCAUUCUGCCUCUGUGCUGCUGAUUGCAUGGGCUGGUUUCAAAAGGAAACAGGGGACUUCAUAGACCUGCCUUUCCGAGGACCCAGGGCUGAUCUCUUCCAGGAGGCUGCAGAAGGAGCACCUUCCACUUCACGUCCCAGAGACUCUCGUGUUGAUGAUGAGAAACUUGUUUGCAUACAUGUGUUAAUAGUGAAAUGGACUUUCCAGUGGUUGCUACUUUUUAUUAUCAUAACUGAGAAAAUCACCUGCAAUACGACUGUUAUGGUUUUCAGUUCCUUGUAUGAAAGGAUCCUUUCCAAGAUGUAUGGAAUAUCACAUGUUGCAUCAACAGCAGGAACAAGUUCAACAGCAUUUAAUGGAGAAGACAGACGCAGCUUCUCACAUCUUUUUCCAAGUUAUGCUUGUCCCUUUUUGGAUGAUGACCCUGUCUAUGAGUGUCAUUCCGCAAAUCCUCUGACAGGCUCCCUUCCCACGUGUCGCCGCAGCCCUCGGCUGCUUUCCAAUGGUUAUUACAUUUUGACUGAAGACAGUUUUCUGUCUGAUGAAGAAGGCAACAUAACAAUGACACCAUCCCAGACAAGUAUUACAUAUAAAGAGAAUUUGGUUCGCAUAUUCAAGCGAAGGAAGAAAAUCCAUCACUCUCUUGCCAGCUUGUUCAGUCUUGAUGCCUCCAGUCCAUGGCUCAGCAGCACUGUCCUCGGUGAUACAGAUUCCUCCCAUGUAGAUGAUCCUUGGCCCGAUGGAUGCAGCAAACCAGGAGCCAGUGAGAGUGAUAUUGGCAAUUCAGACUUUUCUUCUGAAUAUAAUAGCCAUGUGCCACAAAGGCAGACUUCAGCAUCUCAUGGAGUCUCUCUCCUCAAAGAUGAGGAGCUUCUUCAGCCUGGGAAACCAUUUUGUUCUCCAAUAAAUGCAAAUGAAGAGACUUUGAACAAUGCAGAAUCCAGCACAGUGAAAAAUGUCCUUUCUCAGAUGGUUGGACUAAUCAUGUGUUUAAUAAUUUCAAUAUGUACAAGAUAUUUUCUGGGAGGAUUGUCUGCCACUUUGUUGCUGAUAAUUUUAGUUUUCCUUUUGUCCCAAGAUGCUGCUGUGUUGUCUUUCUUCAGUCUUGAAACAUCUUUCAAAACAACUAAGUUUGGGUAA
Molecule: messenger RNA, 1146 nt
Organism: Chaetura pelagica (chimney swift)
Lineage: Eukaryota; Metazoa; Chordata; Aves; Apodiformes; Apodidae
Gene: TMEM71
Product: transmembrane protein 71
Exons: 10
Coding region: 1-1146 (381 amino acids)
Source: RefSeq, a predicted model, not a curated record